This is a messenger RNA of Lasiodiplodia theobromae, 495 nucleotides long. RefSeq lists its product as uncharacterized. The record is from RefSeq and is a predicted model, not a curated record. The transcript has 2 exons. Lineage: Eukaryota; Fungi; Ascomycota; Dothideomycetes; Botryosphaeriales; Botryosphaeriaceae. The coding region runs from base 1 to 495 and encodes 164 amino acids.
AUGGACGAUGGUACCGCCCUGCUGCUGGCCGUUCCCUACUAUCUGUUCGUCCUGCCCGUCUCCGCCAUCCUGAGCGUCCUCUUCGCCGUCCUGUCACGGCUCUACAAUGCCCUGCAAUUCGUCCUGCUGCCCUUCAUCUACCUUGCGCACUUUGCUUGGCGCGCCGUUGUUUUUCCCUUCGUCAUGCUCGCAAAACUCGAGACUCUCUAUGUCUAUCUUGGCGUUGCGGGGAUUGUUGGCGUGACAACCGGCGGCAUCCUCUACUUCAGCUUUAGUGUGCUGAAGUCUGCCUUCAACCUUGACUCGCCCGAAGAGUUCUCCGGGGCUACGGCUGCGGAAUACAGAGCUGCCCGACGCAAAAAGAAGGCUGCUCAAAGAAAUGCCGGCGCUCCUAUGCCAAUGGACAGCUCGAGCCAAUUGAGAGAAAUUCCUCGGUCCAAGAGGCGAGACCUUUUAGCCCAGACAAUCCUAGAAGAAGACGAUGCAGACUUCUGA